Vicugna pacos (alpaca) is the source of this 3226-nucleotide messenger RNA. RefSeq names its product solute carrier family 40 member 1 (gene SLC40A1). Gene Ontology annotation, molecular function: peptide hormone binding; iron ion transmembrane transporter activity. Gene Ontology annotation, cellular component: basolateral plasma membrane. The record is from RefSeq and is a predicted model, not a curated record. NCBI's taxonomy places the organism in Eukaryota, Metazoa, Chordata, Mammalia, Artiodactyla, Camelidae. Gene Ontology annotation, biological process: iron ion transmembrane transport.
UGAUAACCCUAUUACUUUUCUUUAGAGCAGUGAAGUGGUGACCAUUGUUUAUUCUGCAUUUAUUUGUUCUGGUGAGCACGUCAGAUACAGCAGAGGAAACUUAGGAUGCCUGACCGUCGUUGUCGGGGUCUUUUUGUCACAAAGCUGUUGUGGUUUUCGCGGUGGUCUCUUCAGUUCCUUGCACUCCUGUUAACAAGCACCUCAGCGAGAGAGGCAGCAGCAGCCGCGGCAGCAGAAGAGCAAGCGGAGGCGCCUGGUGUCAUGACCAGGGCAGGAGAGCACAACCGUCAGGGAGGAUGCUGCGGAUCCUUAGCAAACUACCUGACCUCUGCAAAAUUCCUCCUCUACCUUGGUCAUUCUCUAUCUACUUGGGGGGAUCGGAUGUGGCACUUUGCAGUGUCUGUGUUUCUGGUAGAGCUCUAUGGAAACAGCCUCCUCUUGACUGCAGUCUACGGGCUGGUGGUGGCAGGGUCUGUUCUGAUCCUGGGAGCCAUCAUUGGCGACUGGGUGGAUAAGAAUGCCAGACUUAAAGUGGCCCAGACUUCACUGGUGAUCCAGAAUGUUUCGGUCAUCCUGUGUGGAAUCAUCCUGAUGAUGGUUUUCUUACAUAAAGAGGAGCUUCUGACCAUGUACCAUGGAUGGGUUCUUACAUCCUGCUAUAUCUUGAUCAUCACUAUUGCAAAUAUUGCAAAUUUGGCCAGUACUGCUACUGCAAUCACAAUCCAAAGGGAUUGGAUUGUUGUUGUUGCAGGAGGAGACAGAAGCAAAUUAGCAGAUAUGAACGCUACCAUACGAAGGAUUGACCAGUUAACCAACAUUUUGGCCCCCAUGGCUGUCGGCCAGAUUAUGACGUAUGGCUCUGCUGUCAUUGGCUGUGGUUUCAUUUCCGGAUGGAAUUUGGUGUCCAUGUGUGUGGAGUACUUUCUGCUCUGGAAGGUUUACCAGAAAACCCCUGCUCUAGCUGUGAAAGCUGCUCUUAAAGUAGAGGAAACUGAGUUGAAACAGCUGAAUUCAUACAAAGAAACUGAGCCAAAACCCCUGGAGGGAACUCAUCUAAUGGGUGAGAAAGAGCCUGAAAUCCACGAGCUUGAACCUGAGCAAGAGCCAAGCUGUGCCUCCCAAAUGGCUGAGCCCUUCCGCACCUUCCGAGAUGGAUGGGUCUCCUAUUACAAUCAGCCAGUGUUUCUGGCGGGCAUGGGUCUUGCUUUCCUCUAUAUGACUGUCCUGGGCUUUGAUUGCAUCACUACAGGGUACGCCUACACUCAGGGGCUGAGCGGCUCCGUCCUCAGUAUUUUGAUGGGAGCAUCAGCCAUAACUGGAAUUAUGGGAACUGUGGCUUUUACGUGGCUGCGUCGAAAAUGUGGCCUGGUCCGGACUGGCCUAAUCUCAGGAUUUGCACAGCUUUCCUGUUUGAUCUUGUGUGUAAUCUCCGUGUUCAUGCCCGGAAGCCCCUUGGACCUGUCUGUUUCUCCUUUUGAAGAUAUCCGUUCUAGGUUCAUUCAAACAGAGCCACUUUCAAUUACACCUACAGAAUUACCUGCAAUCAUCUCUACAGCUGAAAUACACAAGUCAAACGAGUCUGAUCCUGCUAGUAUUAUCCCAGAGAUGAGUCCUAAAUCUGUGCCCGUAACCUCUGUCAGUCUGCUGUUCGCAGGCGUCAUUGCUGCUAGAAUCGGUCUUUGGUCCUUUGAUUUAACUGUGACACAGUUGCUGCAAGAAAAUGUAGUUGAAUCUGAAAGAGGCAUUAUAAACGGUGUACAGAACUCCAUGAACUAUCUUCUUGAUCUUCUGCAUUUCAUCAUGGUCAUCCUGGCUCCAAAUCCUGAAGCUUUUGGCUUGCUCGUAUUGAUUUCAGUCUCCUUUGUGGCAAUGGGCCACAUCAUGUAUUUCCGAUUUGCCCAGAAAACUCUGGGCACCCAGCUUUUUGUCUGUGGUCCUGAUGAAAAAGAAGUUACCGAUGAAAAUCAAACUAACACAUCUGUUGUGUAAGACAGUUUAACUGUUGCUCUCACUGUUACUAGAUUAUGAGGGGCCUGUGUGUUUAUUUUGUACUUUAGAAUCCCAAUAAAUGGCUGGGUGUCUCUCUUUGGUUUUACCACAGCUAUACCUUGAAGGCUAAAAGCUGUUUAGAAUAUCUUAAGCCAGCAGAAAUGAGCUAGUUAUUUUCCCUUAUAUUCAAAGAUGGAAAAAAAAUAGGAAAAGAAAAACUCGGUUUAAAUACGGAGACUAAAAUGGUGACACUGAUUUUUCUCUAUUUCUCACGAGUAGAUAAAAUUUACAUAAGUGAGUGGUUAGUCAUGUGAAGUAAGUUACUCUUUGGCAGAUACUUGUUAUCUGUACUAGAUCCAAACAUGUCAGUUUCCCCUAAAACUCACUCUUGUUCACUAAUUUACUUUUUAAAAAUCUCAUUCUCAGUGGUAUUAUAAAAACAAAUCCCCUUCCAAGUGUGAAGAUUAAAGGUUGAUAACCAGUAUUCUCUUCAUUGAUCCUCUCAAUCUUAAGGGAUUUACAUACAUAUGUAAAAAGGAAAUACUUAGCUGAAAUUCUCUAACAGGGCUUAUGGUUUAGCUUUAGAGAGCACCUUUGUAGUUUUAUUAUCAGAUAGGGCAAAAUAUUGUAUUAAGUAUAUGUAGCACUUCAUAAAAUGGCUGUCAUGUAAGCUGCAAAGCUGUGAAGUAGAUUUAUAACACGCCAGUGGGUUGGCCAUAGAAACUAGAGGUUAACAGUCACACGGAAGGGCCAGAACCAAAUUUAACUCACACCUCUCUCCUUAAUGAUCUCUGUCUGGGAAUGUGAGGGAGUUAAAGGCAGAAAGCAAACCCAAACUUGGAAAAGGUUUUGUUUUAUAAAUCACUUGAUUUACUUACAACAUGCUCUGGCAGAGCAUUUUUCCUUUUACUGUUUUGUACCCAGGAGUUAUUUUUACCUAGUUGUAGAGGAAGACUGCUCAUGAAUGUAUCCCUUUUAAAUGCCUUUGAUAACGACGGAGGAAAAAAACCCCUUUUGUAUAUAUUUUUAAAAACUGUUUUGCAAAACAUUUUGCAGCAUGCCAGUACCAACGGGGUCCUUUGCCUUAAUCAUUCAUGCACUUUCGUGGAGACUGCAAUACAUUGCUACGAGCACUUUCUUGAUCCUUGAGGUUUAAUCUUUUUCUUCUUUCUGUAGUAUGACAUAAUGAUUUACUAUGUUGUAAAAUCUUUCUAAAAUAUUUCUAUAUAAAAACAUU